Cariama cristata (Red-legged seriema) is the source of this 1573-nucleotide messenger RNA. It is a transcript of the gene SLC16A6, whose product is annotated as solute carrier family 16, member 6. The transcript has 5 exons. Bases 2 to 1573 code for a protein of 523 amino acids. NCBI's taxonomy places the organism in Eukaryota, Metazoa, Chordata, Aves, Cariamiformes, Cariamidae. Gene Ontology annotation, biological process: monocarboxylic acid transport; transmembrane transport. The record is from RefSeq and is a predicted model, not a curated record. Gene Ontology annotation, molecular function: monocarboxylic acid transmembrane transporter activity.
AAUGACUGUCAAAGCUGUAAAAAUGCCGUGCAUGGCUCCAAAUGUUUAUACUAAAGUGCCUGACGGAGGAUGGGGUUGGACAAUUGCUUUUGCUUUCUUCUUUGUGGAAGCUCUAACAUACGGCAUUAUAAAAUCUUUUGGUGUCUUCUUUAAUGACUUGAUGGAAAGCUUUGAUGAAACCAACAGCAGGAUAUCCUGGAUAAUAUCCAUAUGUGUGUUUGUACAGACCUUCACAGCUCCUCUGUCAACGGUCCUCAGCAAUCGCUUCAGUCACCGCUUUGUGGUGAUGGCCGGAGGGGUGCUGAUCAGCACCGGCAUGGUCAUCGCCUCCUUUGCCCGCACUGUUGUAGACAUGUAUGUCACCAUCGGCGUCAUCUCUGGCCUUGGAUACUGCCUCUCUUUCCUCCCGACUGUCACCAUUUUAUCACAGUAUUUUGACAAAAGACGCUCGCUGGUCACAGCAGUGGCAUCUACAGGGGAAUGUUUUGCUGUCUUCUCCUUUGCACCAGCAAUUACUGCUCUGAAGGAGCAGGUUGGCUGGAGAUACAGCCUCUUUGCUGUCGGGGUCCUACAGCUAAGCAUCGUCAUCUGUGGAUCACUGCUGCGACCCAUUAUCAUCAAAGAGCAGGAAGAAGUGAAAGCGCAGCCUCCAGAAGAGCCCACAGAGACAAAGUAUAUGCUUGAAAAUGAGCAAACACGCACCUCAAUAGAGUCCAUAGACUCAGGAGUAGAAAUAACUACCUCACCCAGCAAUGUGCCUGGAAACACCAAAGCAGAGCCAAAAAGUGAAGAACCAAAGGAACACGCACAGAUACUUGUUGAAAAUAACAGCACCCCUCCAGAACAAAAAACCAAACUACUGGACUUUUCUGUGAUGAGAGACUAUAGCUUUAUCUGUUAUGCAUUCUUUGGCCUGUUUGCUACCCUGGGCUUCUUUGCUCCCUCUCUCUACAUCAUUCCCCUGAGUCUCAGCCUUGGCCUCAGCAAAGACCACUCUGCAUACAUACUGUCAGCCAUGGCAAUCGCAGAGGUCUUUGGAAGAAUUUCGGCUGGCUGGGUUCUCAACAAAAAGCCUAUCCGCAAGAUCUACAUCGAACUCAUCUGCGUUGUUCUGCUGUCUGUAGCAUUGUUUGCCUUCCCUUUUGCCUCUGAAUUCUGGGGCUUGAUGACAUGUAGCAUAUUUUUUGGAUUCAUGCUCGGAACAGUAGCGGGCACGCAUAUUCCCCUCCUGGCAGAAGAUGACGUGGUUGGCAUCGCAAAAAUGUCUUCUGCGGCUGGAGUCUACGUCUUCAUUCAAAGCUUAGCUGGGUUGGCUGGACCACCCCUUGCAGGUGUCUUAGUGGAUACGACACAGAACUACAGCUCAGCCUUUUACUCUUGUGCUGCUGGCAUGGUCCUGGGUGCUGUGUUUCUGUCUCUGGUGAGACCGUGCAAGGCUGGGCUGUGCCGCUGCCAGCGGCAGAGCACAGAGGAGGGCAUGGCGGUGGUCAUACCAGACUUACCAGAUGACUUUAUUGAAAUGGAUAUAGAAAAGCAGAAAAUUCAGGAAAAAGGCUGUGAUGGCAUAGCAUGA